Messenger RNA from Rotaria socialis, 909 nucleotides. The record is from the annotation of a GenBank genome assembly. Lineage: Eukaryota; Metazoa; Rotifera; Eurotatoria; Philodinida; Philodinidae.
AUGUCAACUUCAUCGAUUUCCCCAAAAGUCCAGUUAGCGGUUAUUGUGCUAUUGUCUAUUCUACUCAUAUGGACUUAUAAAUCAUGUUCGCCAUUGCCUGUUUCACAAUCAACUGUUCCGGCUUUAGUGAAUUCACUACUAAACAUUUCAUUGAACGAUACGAACUGUCAACUAUCACUCGUAGAAAGUGAUGGAUAUUUUUGCGAAUUGGAUUCAGCCUGGAUCGAACGUAAACACGUCUAUUCUUCUCAGGAUAAAGAGAAUAUGAAGAAACGUCCAGAUACAAUUUAUUUUGUAUCAACUUGGGAGCCGAAUUUUCAUUGUUCACAUGCUCGACGAAUGGGCAUUAUGGGCGACGGUGGAAAAUGGGUUUGCGAUGUCUAUCGAUUGAGAUCACGUGAUGAUUGUUUAAUUUAUAGUGCUGGAUCGAGCGGUGAUUUUGCAUUUGAAAUUGAGAUGAAAAAAUUCGUGCCCAAUUGUGAAAUUCACACCUUCGAUAAAAAUCUGUAUGUAUGUCCGACAAACGUAUGCACUUUUCAUCAGGUCAUAUUUGGCGAUGGAAUUCAGCCGGAUGGUUCGAAGAGUUGGACGAGUAUCAUUCAAGAGUUGAAGCAUACUAAUCGAUUUAUCGAAAUUCUUAAAAUUGAUAUUGAAGGUGGCGAAUAUGCAUUCUUUCCUAUUCUCUUGAAUUCGAACAAGAAUUUACUUCCACGACAAAUUCUUAUUGAAGUUCAUCCGACUAAUGUUACCCUUGUUCAUGCUUUCUUCGAACGCUUGCGCAGCAAUAACUACGUUAUCUUCAGCAAAGAAAACAAUCUUUACGCAGGCCCUUAUUUUUUUGAGUUUGCUUUUUUGAAAUUAAAUCCAAGUUUUUUCAAUCAAUCUCAUAAUAAUAAUACUCACAAAUAA